AUGGGUUGCAUGGGCUCCAAGCCUGUUGAGGCUCUGGACAAAGAAGCUGUCCAGCAGACAGCUAGAAUUGACAAGUCUUUGAAAAAUGACAAGAAAAUGAUGGACAGGACGAUCAAGAUUCUGCUCCUGGGUGCCGGAGAAUCUGGGAAGUCAACCAUCAUCAAGCAGAUGCGCAUUAUCCAUGACGGAGGUUUCCCUGAUGAUGAACGUCGACAAACGCGCGCGGUCAUUUAUUCCAAUCUUGUCAUUGCAUUCAAGGUUCUGCUGGAUAUCGUCAGCGCAGAGAACAUUGAAUACGAACUCGAAACCACAAAGAAAUUGGCAGAAUUCAUAGAUGAGCUGGAACCCGACGUAUCAUCCGACGAAGCUUUCUCGGAUUACAAGGUUCGCGACGCAAUGAGAGACAUGUGGAACGAUUCAGGUGUCCAAAAAGCUGUUUAUCGAGGUCAUGAGUUCGCACUACACGAUAACCUUCAAUACUUCUUCGGUUCUUUGGAUCGGUUAUUCCAACCCGGUUGGCUUCCCGACAAUCAGGAUAUGCUACAAGCCCGUUUAAGGACAACGGGUAUCACAGAGACUCUUUUCGAGCUCGGGCAAAUGAACUUCAGAAUGAUGGACGUAGGUGGGCAACGGUCUGAGCGCAAAAAAUGGAUCCAUUGCUUCGAGGGAGUUCAGUGUCUUCUUUUCAUGGUUGCGCUGUCUGGCUACGAUCAAUGUUUGGUGGAAGACCAGAAUGCCAACCAAAUGCACGAAGCGAUGAUGCUCUUCGAAUCUUUGGUGAACGGAGAAUGGUUCAAGCGCAAGCCCAUCAUCCUGUUCCUGAACAAGAUCGAUCUGUUCAGAGGAAAACUCGAAUUCUCACCAGUAUCAAAGCACUUCCCAGAUUACAACGGUUCGAAUUCGGAUUUCGAUGCUGCAGCGCGAUACUUCGCUGACAGAUUCCGCGGCAUUAACCGAAUACCGGAUCGUGAGAUCUACAUUCACUAUACCAAUGCCACAGACACAACGCUUCUCAAGGCGACAAUGGAGUCUGUACAGGACAUGAUCAUUCAGAAGAAUCUCCAUACACUCAUUCUAUGA
Aspergillus clavatus NRRL 1 is the source of this 1080-nucleotide messenger RNA. RefSeq names its product guanine nucleotide-binding protein subunit alpha. NCBI's taxonomy places the organism in Eukaryota, Fungi, Ascomycota, Eurotiomycetes, Eurotiales, Aspergillaceae. Gene Ontology annotation, biological process: G protein-coupled receptor signaling pathway. The record is from RefSeq and is a predicted model, not a curated record. The transcript has 5 exons. The coding region runs from base 1 to 1080 and encodes 359 amino acids. Gene Ontology annotation, molecular function: G protein-coupled receptor binding; G-protein beta/gamma-subunit complex binding; GTPase activity. Gene Ontology annotation, cellular component: heterotrimeric G-protein complex.